AUGGCUAACUGCUUUAGUGUUAUGCUGUUCAACUUUAUCUUGCUGUCAGGCUGUUUUCUCCCCUUUCUUGAGAAGACUGCUGCUUUUGCAGCCGGUUUAUCGCUCUCUUUCUCUUUGUUGUCUCUCGUAUCAACCCCUCGGGCGUCCGCAACGCCGCCUCCUCGCCGCACCGCCGUCACCGCCGCUGGUCCUGUCUUUGGGUCUGUUGCUGGUUCGGUUGCUGUUGCUGCUACCACCGCCGCCGCCGCCACCACUGCUGCUGUUGCCACCACCGCCGCUGUCGCUGUUGUUGUGCCGGCCCCUCCCGCGCCUAUCGCCGCGCCUGUUGUUCUUCCGGCGGGUGCUCCCGGGGCGGUCUGGCCUCCUAUUGUCCCUGUGCGCCUCUUGCUAUUCGCCAUCGUGGAGAAGACGUUGUCCUGA
Aspergillus heteromorphus CBS 117.55 is the source of this 420-nucleotide messenger RNA. RefSeq lists its product as uncharacterized. Lineage: Eukaryota; Fungi; Ascomycota; Eurotiomycetes; Eurotiales; Aspergillaceae. The coding region runs from base 1 to 420 and encodes 139 amino acids. The record is from RefSeq and is a predicted model, not a curated record. The transcript has 3 exons.